This is a messenger RNA of Clonostachys solani, 1095 nucleotides long. The record is from the annotation of a GenBank genome assembly. Lineage: Eukaryota; Fungi; Ascomycota; Sordariomycetes; Hypocreales; Bionectriaceae.
UUGGCGACUGACAAGACUCGCGUGACAACCGACUUCGAGGCCCCUCCCCCGCCAUCGAAGGAAAUCCAAGAUGUCCGUCACGUCUUCCGCCAGGCCGUUGCCGCUACCACCACGAGGAACAACUGGACGAGAGAGGAGAUAUCCGCCAUCUACUACCAGCCGCUGCUCGAACUCUCUUUCCAAGCUGGCUCCGUCCACCGUCGUUUCCACGAUCCGGCCGAAGUUCAGCUCUGCACUCUCAUGAACAUCAAGACUGGCGGAUGCACCGAAGACUGCUCCUACUGCGCACAAUCGACCCGAUACCAAAAGGGCACCGGCCUGGAAGCGAAGCGAGUCGAGUCGGUCGAGUCUGUCCUCGAGGCUGCCCGGAAGGCGAAGCAGAACGGCAGCACCAGAUUCUGCAUGGGUGCUGCGUGGCGCGACAUGCGCGGACGGAAGAACAGUCUGAAAAACAUCAAGGCCAUGAUCGAGGGCGUCCGUGGCAUGGGCAUGGAGGCCUGCGUGACGCUCGGCAUGAUCGACGACAAGCAGGCCAUUGAGCUCAAGGAGGCUGGACUGACGGCGUAUAACCACAAUGUCGACACAAGCCGCGAGUUCUACCCGUCCAUUAUUUCCACCCGGUCGUACGACGAGCGCUUGAAAACCCUGGACCACGUUCGUGAAGCUGGUCUGAACGUCUGCUCUGGAGGUAUCUUGGGCCUUGGUGAGAUGUCCAAGGACCGUAUCGGGCUUCUGCACACCGUCUCAACCCUUCCCGCACACCCCGAAAGCUUCCCCGUCAAUGCCCUCGUGCCCAUCAAGGGAACACCGCUGGGCGACCGCGAGCGUGUCAAGUUCACCACCAUCCUUCGAACGAUUGCCACCGCCCGGAUCGUCAUGCCCAGUACCAUCAUCCGUAUCGCUGCUGGUCGAACAACCAUGUCAGAGGAAGAGCAGGCGUUGUGCUUUAUGGCAGGUGCUAAUGCCAUCUUCACCGGCGAGAAGAUGUUGACGACCGAAUGCAACGGCUGGGACGAGGACAAGGCCAUGUUCGGGCGUUGGGGUCUCGAGCCCAUGAAGAGCUUUGAGAAGUCCCCCGUCAAGUCACUGACGUAA